AGCCGGGGGUGUGUCGAGCUGUGCCGUGCCUUACAGAGAAGGGCAGGGAAAUUGGUGAAGGGUCUGGAGCUCAAGUCUUAUGAGAAAUGGCUGAGGGAGCUGGGAGCGUUUAACCUGAGGAAAAGGCUUAGGGAGACCUUAUUGCUGUCUACAACUACUUUUGAAAUGAGGUGUAGCUAGGUGGGAGCAGGCCCCUUCUCCCAGGCAGUCAGCGACAGGACGAGGAGGUUCAGGUUGGACAUUAGUAAGUGUUUCUUUACAGAAGGAUGGCUAGAUACUGGAAAGGACUGCUGAGGGAGAUGGUGGAGUUACAGUCCCUUGGAGGUGUUUAAGUAAAGACUGAACUUGGCACUUGUCUAGGGUUAGGCACUAGGUUAGCCAUGCUGUAGUGGAUGUGGUGGUGUUUGGUCAUAGGCUGAUCUCAGAAGUAUUUUCGUGCCUAAUUCUUUCUGUGAUUCUGUGCUGUGAACUGUGGGCAUGUGGUGCAGCACCCCGGGGAGCAGGCAGGGCAAUGCCAUGGCAGUGCAGAGCAGCAUUAGAGGGAUGUGCAGGACGGUGCUGUAGGGGGCACAGCACAGUGUGCACCCUCGGGGGCUGCAGAGUAGUGCCCCUGUAGGAACGCCUGCAGGGCAGCCUUUGGAGGCUUGAGCUGCGCCCUGCAGUGCUGUGCAGCACCAUACCACCCCGAGGAGGGGGUGUGGGGUGCAGCACAAGUGGGGUGACCCCAGGCAAGCAGGGUGAUGUGUGAAGUAGUGUCCUGACUGCAGUGUUCUGCUGACAGCAGGAGUGCAGGGGCCUCCUGGGCUCGGGGCUGCUGAAAGUCCAGUUGUCCUGUUAAAUAUAAACCUGCCAUGGCUCUCACCCAGCUGACUGCUCCUGUGGCCGUGGCAGGCGUGCACUCAAUGAGCAAGCAAGGCAGGAUCCUACUGAGUGGCCUUUUCCCCUGCCCAGACCUACGCCAAGAUGGCCACAGUUUCCCCUAGCUUCGACAUUGACUCCCCACGCUGGGACCAGAGCACCUUCGUGGGGCGCCUGAAGCACUUCCUCAACAUCACCGACCCUCGGACAGUGCUGGUGUCAGAGGAGGAGCUGGACCAGGCCAAGGCCCUGGUGGAGAGCUGCAGGGCCGGGCUGGUGCCGCCAGGAAGCAGCCAGGAGCAGCUGCUCUAUGCCAAGAAGCUGUACGACUCAGCCUUCCACCCUGACAGCGGUGAGAAGAUGAACUUCAUUGGCAGGAUGUCCUUCCAGGUGCCGGGGGGCAUGGCCAUCACUGGCUGCAUGCUCCAGUUCUACCGGACAGUGCCUGCAGUGGUUUUCUGGCAGUGGGUGAACCAGUCCUUCAAUGCCUUUGUCAACUACACCAACCGCAACGCUGCCUCCCCCAUCUCCCUGAGGCAAAUCGGGGUGGCUUAUGUCACAGCCACCAGUACAGCCCUGGCCACCGCAGUGGGACUCAACCUCUACACCAAGCGAGCUCCCCCCUUGCUGGCGCGCUGGGUCCCCUUUGCAGCUGUGGCUGCUGCCAACUGCGUCAAUAUCCCCAUGAUGCGGCAACAGGAGAUCAUCAACGGGAUCACAGUGACAGAUGAGAACAACAACGAGCUCGGCCGCUCCAGGAGGGCAGCAGUGAAGGGCAUCGCGCAGGUUGUGCUCUCCAGGAUCACCAUGGCAGCACCGGGCAUGAUUAUUUUGCCCAUCAUCAUGGAGCGGCUGGAGAAAUUCACCUUCAUGCAGCGGAUCCAGGUUCUCCACGGGCCUCUGCAGCUCCCUUGCACUGGCUGACCUUGAGGUGGAGCUGCGUGACAGUAUCAUGGCCAAGCACGGGGACCAAGUGCCAUAUGUCUAUUUUAACAAAGGACUGUGAAUGGAGACUACCUCAGGAGCCAUCACACCCCUCUGGCCUCCUGCCACCACCAUUCCCACAUCCCCUGAGCAGGGUCAGAGGGACAGUCCAGCCCAGAUCUCUGCCCCCACCCAGCACCUUCUCUGCAGCCUUCUUCCACUGUAGAAUCAGGGUCUGACUCUGUGUCCAGCUUGCAGCAUUUUGGCUUGUCCUGACCCAUGCCUAUCUGCUGCUGGCCAUGUCUCAGCCUUCCCAUGUCCCUCUUGCCCUGAGGGAUGCCUGUGCUUCCUGUGCCUUCCUUUGGCCCAGCCUGUUUGGGCCUCACUGGGUUUGGCCCCAUGAGGCAUGAGGCUCUCUCCCUUGGGGCUCAGAGCACAGUUCUACCUCUAAAAGCAGGUAUCCUGCCAUUGUACCAGCAACCAAACCACAUUCCUGCCUUAAACCACCACAGUAGCCUCUUCCCAGGAGAUGGAUCAUGUCUUGGCAGGUGUGAAGGGACCAGUUCUCUCUGCACCAUGAGACUCACCAUCCCAAAGUCCAGAGAUCAAUGCUUGGACUGUGCAUUCCUUGCUCUCAGGUUCAGGUUCUAUUCACUCUGUGUUUGCCACAAGCCAGGAAAGAAAUAGCUAAUUGUUUUUAGCUCUAUUUUUUUCAUUCCUCUGAGCACUGUCACCCUUGUCCUACAUCUCCAGUCCCCACAGUGAAAGCAUGAAACUGCAGCUUUAGGGAACAAUUGUCUCUGUGCCCCCUUUGACAUGGGGAAGAAGACACAGAAAUCAUAGAAUUGUUAUGGUUGGAAGGACCUCUGGAGGUCAUCUAUUCCAGCUCCCCUGCUGAGGCAGAGUCACUAGAGCAGGUUACACAGGAAUGUAUCCAGGUGAGUUUUGAGUAUUUCCAGAGGGAGAGAUUCCACCUGCCUGGGCAGCCUGUUCCACUGCUUUGCUAUCCUCAAUGUAAAGAAUUUCUUCCUCAUGUUGAGGUGAAACUUCUUGUGGUUUAGUUUAUGGCCAUUGUUCCUUGUCCUGUUGCUGGGCACCACUGAAAAGAGCCUGGCACCAUCCUUUUGUCACCUGCCUUUGAGACAUUUAUAUGCAUAGAUUAGAUCCCUCUCAGUCUUCUCUUUUUCCAGACUGAACAGACCUGGCUCUCACAUUCUCUCCUCAUAAGAGAGGAGAGAAAGAGGCUCCAAAUCCCUCAUCAUCUUUGUGUCUUUCCACUGAACACUCUUCAGUAGCUUCUCUCUUUCUUGUCACAGAGCUGUCAAGGCAUUCACUCAGGCUCUGAAUUCAGUCACUGCUGCUGCACUGCAAACAGCAGAGGAAGGUUGAAAAAUAAAUGUGAUGAUUUUUAAAACCCA
This is a messenger RNA of Zonotrichia albicollis (white-throated sparrow), 3200 nucleotides long. Lineage: Eukaryota; Metazoa; Chordata; Aves; Passeriformes; Passerellidae. The record is from RefSeq and is a predicted model, not a curated record.